AUGACCACUCCGGGCACCACGGAGAUGUUCGCCGGCCUCGCCAUCUUGCUGUUCUCCGUCAGCGCCGGAUUCAACUCCGGCACCGGCGGAUUCGGCUUGCUACUCUGCUUCGCGGGGGUUCUCGCCGGCGCCAACAUCGUCGCCGUCGGCAUCCUGGCGCCCGUCGUCCCGGCGGUGUUGGCCGAGGCGCGUGCUCUCGCAGAGUUCCUUGGUCGCAACCUCGGCGUCGUGGGGCUCGUGAUGGCUUCCUGCGCCGUCACGGCGAUCUCCGGCGAAGCAGGUCAGGUGUUCUGCUUCGGCAUGUUUGCUCUGCUCCUCCUCGGCCUCUCCCUGAUCAGCGUUGGGAUUCUUGGCGAAUAG
Messenger RNA from Setaria italica (foxtail millet), 360 nucleotides. RefSeq lists its product as uncharacterized. NCBI's taxonomy places the organism in Eukaryota, Viridiplantae, Streptophyta, Magnoliopsida, Poales, Poaceae. The record is from RefSeq and is a predicted model, not a curated record. The transcript has a single exon. Bases 1 to 360 code for a protein of 119 amino acids.